AUGUCCAAGCCGCACCCCCUCACGGCCCCCGCAAUCCCCAUAGCCCUCCAAACAAGCCACCUCCUCUCCCCACCUCCAGACCGCCUAACCAACACACCAACAACAUUAUCCAUAACGAAAGAGAGCAACACUCUCUACGUGCACCGUCUACGGCCCCAUGAGCCCUCCAACAGUCCCGAGAAACAGCUCCUCUUCACCGUCCUCGAGAAGCAAUGGCCAACAGGCACCCGCGUAAUCUACGCCCGCAACACCCCCGUCCUCGUCCUGCGCCGCGCCUGGUUCUCCGGUCUCCGCAAAUGGGGCGUCAAAUUACCAAAAGGUAAAGGCAAGGCCCGAGGCGCUGAUCUACUAGACGCCUCGAUGCCCUGGACAGACGGAAACACCAUUGGUGCGGGGCGCGGGUUCAGACUAGAUAUGAGGUUUCGGAAUGCACUCGCGACGCGCAGGAGACGAGCGACGAUUUCAACGGCUCGUGAUGAACCACCGCCUUAUUCGCAUGCGCCUGGUGCGGGCCACAGAAUGGCUAUUGAGGAUGCAUUGUUUUUCGGCUCUGAUCAGGAACUCGGGGUGAGGUCGGGUCAUGUUGCUGAUAUCUUGCCUGGGUACUCGGCGCGCUAUGGGGGUAGUGCGUUGCAUGAUUUGCUUGAUGCGGUUGAGUCGCCGCAGGAUCCUGCGCCGGCUUCUGUGGUGGAGUUUCCGCCGAGGCCUAGUUCUGGUGUUGAGAGGUCAAGUGCUGGGGCUGGGUCGACGGUUGAAUUGAGGACUGUGCAGUCGGCUUCUGGGACUGGGGUUAUGUUGGGGAAUCAUAAGGUGAUGCAUAUCACUCGGCAUAAUGCGAUGGAUUAUAGCAGGUCCAAGUCGAGGUUGAAGCCGAGAUGGGAGGUUGCGGUUGCAGAGGGGGUGGAUUUAUUGUUGGCAGUGAAUGUUGUUCUGAUUAUGACCGAGGUGGAAUCGCCGAGAUGA
Molecule: messenger RNA, 963 nt
Organism: Penicillium brevicompactum
Lineage: Eukaryota; Fungi; Ascomycota; Eurotiomycetes; Eurotiales; Aspergillaceae
Exons: 2
Coding region: 1-963 (320 amino acids)
Source: RefSeq, a predicted model, not a curated record